AUGAUCAUUGGCACUUGUUAUCUGCCAGGAGCCGACGCAAUAACCAACGAUCCCGCUUCUCAAUAUCUCGAGAAGAUGUGCUACCCUAACCUGAGUAACGCAACCCGGGGAACAUCGCUUCAGCUAUCAACAAAUGAGAUAGCUGCCUCACUCGCCAGGUCAUCUUUCCCCUGCGAACAGGAAAUGUACAUCGAAGCUGUGUGCACUGCCAACGGUACUACCCCAAUCGACUUUCUCGCCGAGCAAGAAUGUCUCUGCACCGGUGGCUACUGGGAAGCAGUGCGCGGCUGCAAUGCCUGCAACUAUGCUCACGGCUACCGUGGCUCACCCUCUAUCUCCGCUGCAGCAUUUGAGCACUCCACCGCAUCUUAUGUAUCUUCUAUCAGCGCUGCAGAAUGCCAUGUCAGUCCGCCAUAUCAACCUUUCUCGAAUCUACUUCCGACUGUCAAUAUCACGUCCUUGUAUGAUAGCCCGUCUAUCACGCUAGCCUCGGAUCGCUUUCCAAAUAAUACUGCCGUAAGCAAGUACUUCACUGCCACACGGAGCAUGACCCCAGGCAAUAUUUCGGGCAGUGCGACGGCACGGUUAACCAGUUGGACUAAUUACAGUGGAUUGAGAUAUACGCCAACUAGCACCCCGGACACUACGGGGUCUCCGUCUACGUCUACAUCUGCAACCUCUAUUUCCGCUGCUGGCUCAUCUGCUACAAAUGGUGCUAGGGCUGGGGCUGUAAUGGCGAGAAGUGGAAGAUGUCUUCUUGCAGUUAUGCUGGGGUUUACGGUGUUGUGA
Messenger RNA from Penicillium atrosanguineum, 789 nucleotides. RefSeq lists its product as uncharacterized. The coding region runs from base 1 to 789 and encodes 262 amino acids. Lineage: Eukaryota; Fungi; Ascomycota; Eurotiomycetes; Eurotiales; Aspergillaceae. The transcript has a single exon. The record is from RefSeq and is a predicted model, not a curated record.